This is a messenger RNA of Lodderomyces jiufengensis, 1263 nucleotides long. RefSeq lists its product as uncharacterized. The transcript has 3 exons. Gene Ontology annotation, molecular function: protein binding; anaphase-promoting complex binding; ubiquitin ligase activator activity. The record is from RefSeq and is a predicted model, not a curated record. Lineage: Eukaryota; Fungi; Ascomycota; Pichiomycetes; Serinales; Debaryomycetaceae. Gene Ontology annotation, cellular component: anaphase-promoting complex. The coding region runs from base 1 to 1263 and encodes 420 amino acids. Gene Ontology annotation, biological process: positive regulation of anaphase-promoting complex-dependent catabolic process; anaphase-promoting complex-dependent catabolic process; positive regulation of ubiquitin protein ligase activity.
AUGUCAAAUUACAAACCGUUAAUUAUCGAACUAUCAUUAGAUGUUUCAAGCUCAUCAGAUUCGUCAUCUUCCUCAGAUGUUAGAAGUACAAGUUCUUCAAUUCAAAGUCCUACUGAUGUUCAUCAAAAAGUUGUUGCAGAAGCAUUAGACUUUAAUAAAGAUUCUAAAGUUUUUAAAUUUAAUCAAUUUUAUACUCAUCAACCUAUAAACCAAGUGUUACUGUCAAAAGGUGACUCUAUUAGAAAUAUAAUUGAUAAAUCUUCCCCCAAAACAACAAAGAGUCAAAUAAAAACAAUUCUAGCUUCAGAUAUUCUACAAGCACCUGGUUUAAGAAACGACUAUUAUUCAAAUUUAAUAAGUUGGUCUCAUAAAACAAACAGGGUGGUAGUUGGAUUAGGUUCUAAAAUUUAUCUUUGGGGUAGUGAAGGUAAUGUAAAUCAAGUAAAUUAUGAUAAUGAAGAGCUAAUAACUGCAGUCAGCUGUUCAUUUGAACAUUGGAUAUUAGCAGCUACUGCAAAUGGUAAAAUCUUGUUAAUUGAUCAAAGAGAAGAUUUUAAUAAUGUUGUCACUGAGUUUAAACUCGAAGAUGGUAAAUGUGUAUUUUGCUUUGCUUGGUUUAAUGAUUCUCAUCAUUUUUUAGCUGGUGAUGAUACUGGACUUGCCAUUAACUCUACUAAUGAUGAAGUAGUAGUUGGAGCAAAUGAUAAUUGUUGUACAAUAUGGAGUUUAAAAGAUUAUAAAACUCCCAUAUUAAAAUUUAUUUUACAUCAUAAUGCUGCGAUAAAAGCAUUAGCUUAUUGUCCAUGGACUUCAUCAUUAUUAGCCACAGGAGGAGGUUCAAAAGAUCGUAGAAUUAGAUUUUGGCAUACAUUAAGUGGAACAUUAUUAAAAGAAUAUUAUACAGAUGGACAAAUAACUUCAUUAAUUUGGUCAAAAUAUAAAAAAGAAAUUGUUGCGACUUUUGGAUUUGGUGGUUCAACAAAAUCAAAUUUAAUGAGAUGUUAUUCAUACCCUGAAAUGAUACCUACAUUAGAAGUAAAUGCAAGUGGUAAUUUAAGAAUUUUAAGUGCUUGUUUAAGUCCUGAUUUUUGUUCAAUUUGUGUUGCAACUAAUGAUUCAACUAUAAGAAUAUAUCAUAUUUGGAAUAAGAGUAUGGAAAUUAAUUCUAGUUCAAAUAAUGACUCAAGAUUAGUUGGUGCUUAUGGUAGUGAAAUUAUCGAAUUAGUUGAAGGUAUUACCAAAAAGAAUCCAGUUAUAAGAUGA